AUGGCUAAGCGGCGAGGAAAGAAUGAUUACCAUAUUGGGUGGAUAUGCGCAUUGUCGGUGGAGUUCAAGGCGGCCAUCGAGAUGUUAGAUGAGGAACACCCCGAAAUGCUCUGCGAUAUCCUCGACAAUAAUAAAUACAGAUUUGGUCGAAUUGGCCAUUGUAACAUCGUUCUUGUCUGCCUACCAGCCGGCGUGUAUGGAACCAAUGCUGCCGCCGCUGUAGCUACAAACUUUCGACGAAGUUUCCCGAGAAUCACUGCAAACUUGAUGGUUGGGAUUGGUGGCGGAGCGCCACUGUUACCACAUAACGAUGUGCGACUCGGCGAUGUCGUUGUAGGACUUCCUGGAAAAGACCACGGAGGCAUAUUGCAAUACGAUUUUGGGAAAACGAUUCAAGCGGGAAAGUUCAUAUCAAUUGGGACGAUGAACAUGCCUCCUUCUAUCUUGCUGGGAGCGGUUUCCGACCUUCAGGCCGACUAUUUGACGAGAGUCAAUGCCUUAGAUGAGGCUAUCGAGAAGGCACUCGCCAGUCUACCCGCUGAUGUAGCAGCUAAAUUUUCCUGCCCAAGCGCUGAAACCGAUCGACUCUUUCAAACAAAGUACGACCAUCCCGCCGAAAAUGAAUCCUGCGACCAAUGUAACAAUGGUCAAGUCGUUGUGCGCCAGCCACGCCUCGAAAAUCGAUUCAAUAUCCAUUACGGUCUGAUUGCCUCUGGAAAUCAAGUGAUGAAGUACGGUCCUAAGAGGGAAGAGUUAAGCAGAUCCAAAGAUGUGCUUUGCUUUGAGAUGGAAGCCGCUGGAAUAGUCAACGAACUCCCAACCCUCGUAAUUAGAGGAAUUUGCGAUUAUAGCGACAGUCAUAAAAAUAAAGAAUGGCAACCCUAUGCAGCGUUUUCUGCUGCGGUUUUCGCAAAGGAGACAGUACUGCGGUUGCCUGUUCGAGCUCCGAACGGUAGUACGUUAGACGAAGCCGUCAACUCCGAAUCGUACGAAUGCUUGCGGUAUCUCGAUGCAACAGAUCCUAGAAAUGAUAAGGCUAGGUAUGAGGCGACGAAAGACGAACUUAUCGAAAAGUCGUAUUCUUGGAUAUUAUGUGAUCCAUCAUUCAAAGCUUGGACUUUGAAUAAUGAAAAACCCGUUCUUUGGGUUUCCGGGGGUGCAGGUAAAGGCAAAACAAUGUUGACCAUGGGGAUUAUAGAAUCCUUGGAGCACAGGCCCAGCGAAUCUCACCAGACACCAUUCAAUUCAGUUACAUACUUCUUUUGCCAGGCGACUGACAACAGACGGAAUAGCGCUGCCGCGGUCUUGAAAGGCAUUUUAUACCACUUGAUUCUCAGCGACAAGCAUAAUGUUCUCGUCAGAUACUUGAAAGAAGAAUAUGAUAAAAGUGAACCGGAUUGCCUUUCGGGACCCAAUGCGUUCUAUGUUCUUCAGCGAGUUUUCUUUAAGAUCUUCCAGGACCAAAUCUUUGAGGAGUUUUACUUUUUGGUUGACGCACUUGACGAGUGCACAGAUGGCCUUACCGAGCUACUGAAUUUUGUUUCACGCAGUUUGAUGUUGCCAGAAUCAAGCAAAAUCAAAUGGUUCUUAACGAGCCGUAAUCGGCCUGAUAUCGAGGAACGCCUGGAUAGCAAAGCCUUUCUCCGACGAAUCAGCCUCGAAGAAAAUAAUACGCAGAUUACUGCCGCAGUCAAUGACUAUAUCAACGAAAAGAUUACACACCUAAGCAAAUCAAAGCGUUAUAGCGCCGAAGUCUUUGACCAAAUACAGAAAAUACUACAAGAAAGAGCAGGAAAUACCUUCCUUUGGAUACAUCUUGCAUGUAAAGAGCUAGCGAGAGUCAAAGCUUCUCAAGCGAUCUCAACACUCCAGAAAAUUCCUUCUGGCCUACAAGAAUUCUAUCAAGAGAUGCUGAAUAACAUUGAGAGAACAAAUACCGAAGAAGAUACAGGACUAUGCCGUCAAUUGCUCUCGGCCGUAACCUUAGCAGUUCGUCCGCUGAGCCUAUCCGAGAUGGCUAUCAUUACCGGUCUGCCACCUGAGAUGAAUGAAUACGAUAUGGAGGUCCAAGUAAAACAAUGUGGUUCGUUCUUGAUUGUUCAAGAGAAGACUGUCUUGUUUGUUCACCAGUCGGCAAAGGAUUUUCUUGACAGCUAUGGCUCUGGAAAUAUGAGAAUUUUAGGGUCCACCACACUUACACAGGGUCCACACUACCCGAUUGUUAGCAGAUGCCUAAACCAACUAUCUAAAGAGCUGAAAAUGGAUAUUUGCGAUUUAAAAAUACCAGGGUUUCACAUAAAAUUUUUGAAACCGGAGCAGAUACUACACAUUAAUCAUCUAAAAUAUGCUUGUUGUUAUUGGGUCCAUCACUUUAUAGAGUCGGGAGUGGGAGAGAGAAGUGAGAUCAGAGCACAUAUUUCGAACUUUCUACGAAAACACCUAUUGCAUUGGAUGGAAGCAUUAGUUCUAUUAGGUGCUUCAUCCCAGAUUAUUCUACUCGCCACUGCACUCGAGCGAACUGCAUUGGAAAAUACUGAAGAUUCAAAAUUCUUUUACGACAUCAGGCGAUUUGUUCAAUACCACUACGCUACGAUCGCCGAAGCUCCCUUACAAAUCUAUUCCUCUGCUAUUUUAUUUUCCCCCAAAGAGAGCAUCGUAGCGAAGUUAUUUUCUGAUUCCAUUCCGGACUGGGUUAUAGCGGUUGGAGGAGGAGAGAACAUCGAUAAGGGUUGGGGACCAUUGAUUAAGACAUUUAGGACACGCCCGCCGGUUGAUCUCACCCUGUCUCGCCGUUUAGGUAUCGACAGGGUGACUUUAAUUGCCGUUUCGGUUGAUGGUAAAUAUCUAGCCUCUUCCCCGGCAUCAAGUAAUUCGAACGGUAUCACGAUAUGGGAUUUUACCUCUGGGGUAAUACUAAAAGAGCUCGAAGGUCAUUCUGGAACCGUCAGGGCACUAGCUUUUUCGGCAUCUACUGCAGAGUUAGCAUCUGCAUCCGAUGAUACUAGUAUCAGAAUAUGGAAUAUCAUGUCUGGGGAGAAUCAGCUUCUAUUCCAAGGGAGAGAUAUAAUUAGCCUAGCUUGGUUAGUUGGGAAUAAUGAACUUAGGACUACUGGGCGCAAUUUCUACAACCUAGGCUUGUGCAAUAUGAGACUAGGCUUGCAUUUGACUAUUCAGUCUGACUUUGGGGAGAUACUUUGCUAUCUGUGCAAGGACGAGCUUAUAGCAUAUGGAUCGGAGAGCGGUUCCAUCUUGAUUUGGAACACGAACACUAGGAGACUAUCGCGUUCUUUUCGCCAAUUCGAUACACCGGUAACAUGUUUAAGGGCUUCACCAAAUGGUAGUCAGCUAGCCUCAGGGUCUGUCAAUGGGGUUAUCCGAUUGUUGGACGUGCACUCGGGAACGCUAAUACAGACCUUCAAACUUCAAAAUACAAAAUUCCCAAUCUACAGUAUUGAUUUCUCGCCGGACGGUACGCAGCUAGUAUCAGUAUCUUCGACCCUAUCAAAAAACAAAAUAUUUCAGAAAUCGGAGCCCGUGCCCGUAGUUAAUCUCUGGGAAAUAUCUUCCGGCACAGUUCUGAGAAAGCAGAUAAUCCCCCCUCAAAAUAACGAUCACAACUAUUUUCCCAAGAUGUCUUCCCGGGUGAUUUUCUCGCUCGACGGGCUUAGUGUGUAUCUCGGGGUCUGUAGGGGCGCUACGAGAUCGGCGAAAUUUUACAUUUGGGAUCUUGCCUCCGAAAAGAUGCUUGUGUGCUUAUUCGAGGCGCUAUCAGUGUCCUACCCAUUUGCGAUAGUUCCUUAUCGGCUCCAAUUCGUGGCGACCCAAGGCUUUGAUAUCAUGCAAUACGACAUGGCUUUACCUGCAUCGGCCACAGUGAGGCGCACUUCGAAGCCUGGACCAAUGACUAUGCGUGCUCUCGCAAUUUCACCUGAUGGCAAAAUGCUUGCGUCUAUCCAGGCGGAGCCUCCAGCUCCUAUAAGAAAAACCAGAGGUCACACUAUUCGUUUGCUAAACUUGGAUUCGAAUGAGAUUGUUUGGACAUCGAAACUGAGACCACCCAAUGAUAGCGAAGUUAUUCGGUUGGAGUUUUUGCCGGACGGAAGGCUUCUCUUAAUACCGGCAGCAUAUCAAAUGUUACCAAUUUCGCUCCCUAUUCUUUGGGCUACAGCUUCUGGGAGAUUACUGAGCUACCCGUCAAUCAUUUACAACAAAAAUGUCACCUCUAUUGCUUUCUCCUCUGAUUCGAAAGUGGCAAUGGCGCUAGGCUGCCCAAUCUCUAGUACGAUUAUGAUUUGGGAUACAGAGGAUGCUAUGAUGACUAUUCUAUCCACACAUCAUGAAGGAUUUCCUAGCAUUCCCAUAAAAAAACUAAACCGGGACCAGAAGUUUCCACCACCUACCCACACGCUCACUGACCACAAGAGAGAUAUUUAUUUCCUACAAUUCUCCGCUGAUGGUACAAAGUUGAUGUCGGUGUCUGAUGAUCGUGCAAUACAACUAUGGGAUGUUUCUACUGGAACCUUGCUUUCUACGUGUGUCGAUGACAAUGGUAGUUAUAACGCGUACCAGAACAUUACAGGGAGUGGAAUUUUGCGAUUCAAUUCUCACUCCAAACAAUUUGCAUUACUAGAUUCUAUGUCGGGAAAAACAAAGCCGCUAUUCAACUUAAACGCAUAUCGGGAGGGUUUUAUAAAUAUGCGCCUCCUUCAGAAUGGGCAGUUGAAACUAUUCGCCGCGUUGAGCCCCUCCGAACUUUACACCUUGGAUCCACAAACUGGCAUCUGUUCAAGGGUUAUUGAAGCAGAUUGGUUGAAAGACGGCGAUGUUAAUCUUCUAUAUUUACCGAGGAAAUAUCAACCGGAGAUGAUUGACCUUUCAAAUAUGUCUGGCCGAACCACGAUCGUGCUUGGAACUAGUAAGGGUUUUUUUCUCGUUUUAAGACUGCCUAGUCCUUCUACACAGUCUACCGACUUAUAA
Molecule: messenger RNA, 4977 nt
Organism: Orbilia oligospora ATCC 24927
Lineage: Eukaryota; Fungi; Ascomycota; Orbiliomycetes; Orbiliales; Orbiliaceae
Exons: 3
Coding region: 1-4977 (1658 amino acids)
Biological process (GO): nucleoside metabolic process
Molecular function (GO): protein binding; catalytic activity
Source: RefSeq, a predicted model, not a curated record